Molecule: messenger RNA, 396 nt
Organism: Dovyalis caffra
Lineage: Eukaryota; Viridiplantae; Streptophyta; Magnoliopsida; Malpighiales; Salicaceae
Source: the annotation of a GenBank genome assembly
AUGAAGCGAGCCAGAGAUAUACGAGACCAGUUGGAGGGCCUAUUGGAGAGGGUUGAAAUUGAGCCGUUGUCCAAUCCCAAUGAUCUAGAUGCAAUAAAAAAGUCCAUAACGUCUGGUUUUUUCCCCCAUUCUGCAAGGCUACAAAAGAAUGGAUCCUACAGAACUGUGAAACAUCCACAGACCGUUCACAUUCACCCCAGCUCAGGGUUGUCACAGCUGGGUCGAAGAAAAUGCCACGAGGGCUGGGAAGAGUAUGAUAGCAGCUGGCUUCAUGUUGGUUCAUCAGAUGUGAAGAGACUUAUAAUGGGAACUUCGCAGGACAGAUUAGGAGCUGUUUUGAGAGGCCAUUUAAGGUUGUAUUAUAGAUAUCUUGUGAAUUAUGAGGAUGCGGAUUGA